Acanthoscelides obtectus is the source of this 3371-nucleotide messenger RNA. NCBI's taxonomy places the organism in Eukaryota, Metazoa, Arthropoda, Insecta, Coleoptera, Chrysomelidae. The record is from the annotation of a GenBank genome assembly.
AUGUUAUUGGUGCGACUAAUGGUCUCCCCGAUAGCAUCUUAUGGGGAAUUAAAGGAGCGUUCGGAAAUAGCGAAAUCACCGUUCAAUACUCGCACCCUUUCCUCAUUUAGGAUUGUACCUACCGAUGAAACUCCCUUUCGAAGCGUUUCCUGCACAAAACAAGCACUUAAAUCCCUUCGUGUGGGUCUGAAAAACGGGAGAGCCGAAUGUGGGGAAUUGAGAGAUCGGAGCGCCGAACGAAAGUCGAUGUUCGCGGAGUUUGGCGAUGACGUCACUGCGUUCAAGCGUCGCGACGACGAGGGACGACUGACGACGGUGACUGUGACGGCGCAGAUCGACCCCGCCGGAGCCGAGGAUGUUCCAGCGCCGGGAUACGAACACGAGAGGACGGGACGGACUGAUAAAAUCGCUGAGUUGUUCAAAAUGCGUGACACGGGACAAGCAAGCGACGAUGACAAACCUUUGCCAAGAGACACGUCCAAAAAUUCAAAAAUGUGUAGUGGCUCCAGAAUAGAGUCAGGCCCACAGCUAUUUAGAAGACUAAGCUCCAGCUCUAACUUCAUUAAUGGAAUCAACCCUGCACUGUUCCCAAAUGGUGGCCCCCUUCCUAACAAAGUCAUAGAAAUUACAGGAGAAUCACAUGUGGAAAAAACUGAUUUGGUGAUAGACUUUAUUGUGAGAUCAAUUUUGCCAUCAAGACUCAACAAAGAAUGGAGAAGUUCAGGUGUAAUUCUGAUCAACACUGAAUUCCAAAUCAAUAUUUUUAAGAUAAUUAAAGUGAUUGAAGCUCAUUUACUAGAAAACAAAGUUAAGGAAUCAAAAAUGCAUUUAAUUGAGGAGGCUCUGAAAUCUUUAAUAAUAAUAAAUUGUUAUAGCUUAGAAGAUACAGAGUUAGCAUUUUAUAACAUAGAAAAACUCUUGUUUAACAUUGAUAAAAUUAACUUAGUGAUAGUAGAUAAUAUAGCAGCAAAUUACUGGAUUGCCAAGCUGAAUAAUAACAUGUUAAGUUACUUUCAACAUUCACUGAAAAUGUUUGAAAUCAUUUUUAAUGUUAUAAGACAAUUAAAUGCAACAUUAUUGUUUGUCAGACAUGAAAACAAAGAUGUUAAGAAGGUGUUGAAAAAUGUUGAUUAUCAGAUAAAAAUAGAAUAUUCCAGUGAAAAUAAGUUUAAUUAUGUGAUUACGAAUCAUGAAGAUGAUUCCUUUUUUAAUAUAGCUGUUAAGAUAGAAAACAAUAUAUUGAGGUUCUGAUAAUUAUGUCCUAUUACAUAGACAUAUGUUUCCUGAACAUUAACAUGUGCUAUUAUAUUUCAUUCUUCAUCUGUUUUUUUUUUAUUUGCAAUGGGGUUAGGAUUCAAUUCCCUGAAAAUACAGUUGGUGCUUAGCAUUGAGACUUACUGUACAUGUAUACUCCCAGUUACAUGUACUGAGAGACAUUUCAAAUUCUUAAUGUACUUGGCACAAUCCUUUGGAUUAUGCCUCCAUCUUUUCUCUUGGUUAGUCAAUAUUACUCAGAGCAAGACAAUCAAAGGUGAUAGUUUCUUCUAUCUCUUGUUCUACACAUUAGGUGGAUUCUUUAAUUCACCGGUUGAUUCCACCACUGAUGGAUGCCCUGCUUAUGGUUGACACUGUUGACAGCUUUGUAUGGUGAUGGCAGCAACUGGUUGAAUUAAAAGGACAGAUGUCUGGUCCACCGGUGGCACCGGUUGCUCAACCGGUGAAUUAAAAAAUACACCAAAUGAGCCAAAAAAAAUCGUCCUUCGACAGCUAUUUUGUUUUUCAGCUCGUAUACGACAGAGUUGAUUUGUAGGUUCUGACAGCUUGGCAUAUGCAUAAAAUAAGACAGCUAUAAUGUGAAUUAUCAGUAUAAGUUUUUUUAUUAAUGAAAAGAAAAUACGAAACUUAUAAGGGAAGAUAGUACAAUAGGAAGAUCAGAAGUCUCUCACAAAAUAUCAUUUUGUUGCACUAUUUUGCAACAAGUCCAAAUAUUCGCCUUUCAGCUUUCCUGGUGACAUUCACUAAACGUCCUGUUGACCAGUUACCAUGGGUACUUCUAUAGCAAAAUGACAUACGCCCUUCUGGCGUGGGGCCACUCUCCCCACAUGUACAGAGUAUUUGCCCUACAGAGAAGAAUGUAUCCGAUAUAUAGCAAAUCUAAGAUAUAGAGAUCCCUGCAGAUCUGAGUUUAUCAAACUAAAGAUCAUGACUUUGCCUGGCACAUAUAUAUUGAGCUGCCUCUUGCAUGUCAAGUCAAAUCCUGACCUUUAUACAAGCCACCAUGAAACUCAUUCAUAUAAUACCCGACACCGAGACAACUUGUACCCAAAACAACAUAGACUUGCUAAAACAAGGAAUGGAGUUAACUACCAUGGCAUAAAAUUUUAUAAUAUUUUACCUAAGGAACUGAGAUCACUAGCAUACAAUAAAUUCAGUAAUGCUGUGAAAAAAUUGCUCUUGUCGGCUGCUUUUUUCACCAUUGACGAGUUCCUCAACCACAACUUCUCCAAGGAUACUCGACAGUUAUAUUUCUAGCUACAUUUCCUUUUUUUGCUACUUAUUCGAACCAUGUAUAAAAUAUCUAUUUCAUGGUAUUUAUUUAUUGAUUUUAACGUAGUUUGUAAUAAUUUUAUCUUUUAUAGUUUUAUUGACAUCCUCUUAACCAUAUUUCAGUGUGUGUAAUCUGUACUGUUUGUUAUUAUAUGUAUUGUUUGUCAUUUAUUUUCUUCUUGUAACUGAGCGCUUCUAUUAUAUUGACUUGUGUAAGCACGUUCUGUGCAAUAGCACCAAUAAACCAUUAUUAUUAUUAUUAUUAUUAUUAAUACUUGAUAUUGUUACAAACAGUUCAUUAUUUUGCAGGGUCCAUCCACAUCACAACCUGUACUCAGUACCAUCGAUUUGUCAUUCAUUGGGCCCGCUUUGUAUGCCAAAAAGAACCUACUUCGUGGUUCAUAGAGGGCCUGUUUGCCGCAAGUUCUGGGGAUUCCUCCCACUACCGGCACCCCUGCAAUGCCUUCGCAAAAACAAGUAAAUAACUACGCCCAGACAAUCACUGUUUUGUUCUGUUAUUGGCACUGGUCGAUGACCAACUGGCCAGAUCCUUAUGUUCAGUAUCAUGCUCUAAUAGAAAAUAGAACAUCCGUUACUUAAUAGUAUUUCUAUUAUAGUUACCUAGAGUAUGCGAACACAAUUGUAUUCCUGUUUUUUUUCUUACGGGUUUUUUUUUCAACCAAAACUUUUUAUUUAUUCUUUCCUUUUUUCCACUUUAGGUGUCAACGUUACCACCGUUCCACAGACCUUUCAGACUACUGUCACAUGUUAUGAGAGUUUCGUCAUUCAGAAAUUCUUAGAACAUGAAUUCUUAAACCGGUUUU